Messenger RNA from Chenopodium quinoa (quinoa), 1368 nucleotides. Its product is annotated as DCN1-like protein 1. The coding region runs from base 204 to 959 and encodes 251 amino acids. Gene Ontology annotation, biological process: protein neddylation; positive regulation of ubiquitin-protein transferase activity. Lineage: Eukaryota; Viridiplantae; Streptophyta; Magnoliopsida; Caryophyllales; Amaranthaceae. The transcript has 11 exons. The record is from RefSeq and is a predicted model, not a curated record. Gene Ontology annotation, molecular function: ubiquitin conjugating enzyme binding; cullin family protein binding; ubiquitin-like protein binding. Gene Ontology annotation, cellular component: ubiquitin ligase complex.
UUAUUAGAAGUGUCAUAGUCUUUUACUCUAAUGUUCUUAAAAUAAAAAUCAAGCAAGCCUAGCAGAGAGAGAAGAGCGUUUGAGAGACGUCAGAUAGCUUUUCAAGCUCCCACUUUCGUCUUCUCUCACUCUGCCACUUCUCUUCUCCCUGCUUGAGAUAGCACUCAUCUUCCAGAAUUAGGGCUUUUUCAUUCAUCUCAAACAUGAACAAACUAGGAAGAGGACAUCGUGAGAAACUCCAGCAGUUUAUGGCAAUUACCGGUGUUAGUGAGAAAGUUGCUCAUCAGGCACUGAAGGCUGGUGACGGGCAUCUAGAAGGAGCACUUGAUAUUUACUACAGUCAGCCUCAGAUUAAGCCAUUUACUGAUUCUAGGCAUUUGGAGGAGCUUUUUAACCGAUAUAGAGAUCCGGAUUAUGACAUGAUUAUGGCUGAUGGUAUAUCAAGCCUCUGCACUGAUCUUCAGGUCGAUCCUCAAGAUAUUGUCAUGUUGGUCAUCUCCUGGCAUAUGAAGGCUGCAACGAUGUGUGAAUAUUCAAAGCAGGAGUUUAUUGGUGGAUUGCAAUCACUAGGCAGAAUUGACUCUUUGGAGAAGUUUAGGGAAAAAAUACCAUACAUUCGUUCUGAGCUGAAAGAUGAUCAAAAGUUUCGUGAUAUAUACAUCUUUGCGUUUGGGUGGGCUAAGGAAAAGGGUCAAAAGUCUCUGGCGUUGGAUACAGCAAUUGGGAUGUGGCAACUACUAUUUGCUGAGAAACAUUGGCCUUUAAUUGAUCACUGGUGUGAGUUUUUGCAGGCCCGGCAUAACAAGGCAAUUUCGAGAGACACCUGGGCUCAACUGCUGGAGUUUGUAAGAGUAGUAGAUCCACAAUUAUCAAAUUAUGACGCUGAGGGUGCUUGGCCAUAUCUUAUCGAUGAAUUUGUUGAAUAUUUGUAUGAGAAUGGCGUCAUCCAGAGAGGUUAAUGAUGGAAAUUAGAAAGUGAUUGGUUAGUUAGAAAGAUUUCUUUGGGGCAGUAUUAUUGUUUCUUCAGAAUUAUUUGAACAAUUGAACACUAGUGCUCCAUUACAUUCUUAGCAGGUAUUUCAACUGUGGAUGAAAAUAGAAAGUUGGGAAAAUGAGCAUUGGCUUUUGCUUGGAAGUGCGUCGUCUUGUGUUCAUAUGGUGUCUUUAUUUUGUACUCAUACCAUUGCCAAAUUCAAAUUUUAUUGUCUUGAAUCUAUUGCAAUGUUGAAUUGAAAGUCUCAUUUUCUGUAUCUUGAUUAGAGUUCUUUGUCAGAUGUUUGUGGUUGAGCUGUGAUAAACCGUAGCUGGUUAUGGGCCACCGAAGUAUAAUACUUCGUAGUAAAUUUCAUCUAAUAAAUUUUCUGAUAA